AUGCUGGCACAGCUGGGGGCCUGUCUGCUGCUGGCAGUGGCCCUGCUGGGCCCAGGCCCCAGGGUCCAAGCCAUGGAAGGUGUCAAAUGUGGCGGUGUGCUCUCGGCACCCUCUGGAAACUUCUCCAGCCCCAACUUCCCUAGACUAUACCCCUACAACACGGAGUGCAGCUGGCUGAUCGUGGUGGCUGAGGGGUCCUCCGUGCUGCUUACCUUCCAUGACUUUGACCUGGAGUACCAUGACACCUGCGCCUUCGACUUCCUGGAGAUCUACAAUGGGGCCUCAGCAGACAAGGGCAACCUGCUGGGGAGGUUCUGUGGCCGGGUGCCCCCGCCGCCCUUCACCUCCUCCUGGCACGUCAUGUCUGUUGUCUUCCACUCGGAUAAGCAUGUGGCCAGCCGCGGCUUUUCUGCGGGCUACAAGAAAGAUGUGUGUGGUGGCGUCCUGACCAGCCUGUCGGGGGCCCUCACCAGCCCUGAGUACCCCAACAACUACCCCAACAACGUAGAAUGCCGCUGGGUGAUCCGGGCGGCCGGCCCUGCCACCAUCAAGCUGGUGUUCGUGGACUUCCAGGUGGAGGGCAACGAAGAGUGCACCUAUGACUACGUGGCUGUGCUUGGGGGGCCCGGCCCUGCCCGCGGGCACCACUACUGCGGCAGCGCCCGGCCCCCAACCCUUGUGUCACUGGGCCACGAGCUGCAGGUGGUCUUCAAGUCCGACUUUAACAUUGGAGGCCGGGGCUUCAAGGCCUACUACUUCUCAGGAGAAUGCCAGCAGGUGUACGUCGCCGUGCGGGGCAACUUCUCCAGCCCGCAGUACCCCAGCUCCUACCCCAACAACAUCCGGUGCCACUGGGCCAUCCGCCUGCCCCCCGGCUACCGGGUCAAGGUGUUCUUCCUAGACAUGGACCUGGAGGAGCCCAACAGCCUGACCAGGACCUGUGACUUUGACCGCCUGGCGGCUUUUGAUGGGGCCAGUGAGGAGGCACCCCUGCUGGGGCAUUGGUGCGGCCACCACCUGCCGCCACCCGUCACCUCGAGCCACAACCAGCUCCUGCUCCUGCUGCACACGGACCGCAGCACCACGCGCAGGGGCUUCUCCGUGGCCUACAUCGGAGUGGUGCCCGUGAACGUGAGCUGCUCCCGCACGGACUUCCAGAUCCUGAUCUCUGCGCAGGCGCUGGCCCCGUUGGAGAGGACCAAGGUCUACCUGGGCAGCCGGAGCUGUGCCGCCCAGGAAGUCGGCAGCAACUUCAGGAUCCAGGCCCGCUUUGACACCUGCGGCACUGAAUCCCAGAGAAGAAACAACACGUCUGUGAUCGUGAGCGUGCUGUACAUCGACUUCUCUGCUGCGGGGCAGGACGACAUCCAUGAAUACGAGGUCCGCUGCGAGCCCCGGCGCAAGGAGGCUUCUGUCCACCUGCUGUCUGGCUCCGACUGGCUCGGGCCCUAUGCUGCCACUGCUGAGCACCUUCAGGAAGCACCACCCAGGGACGAGGAGGAGGCACUGGAUGGCCCGGUGACCAUGGUGGCCCAAGAUACCAGUGACAUUGUCUUCCUGGGCCUUUGCAUCCUGGCUGGAGUCCUCAUGGUCAUUGCCAUCGUGGUCCUGAUGCUGCUGUGAGCAGGCAGGAUAGGGACCUGUCAACUGGCAUCCCUGCAAGGCAGCUUAGGGACCCACAAUGGAGGUGGGACAGGGCCUUGCUAACUUGCUGCUGACCAUAGGCAAGUUGUGUCCUUCUCUGAGCUUUG
Messenger RNA from Microcebus murinus (gray mouse lemur), 1751 nucleotides. RefSeq names its product CUB domain containing protein 2 (gene CDCP2). The record is from RefSeq and is a predicted model, not a curated record. Lineage: Eukaryota; Metazoa; Chordata; Mammalia; Primates; Cheirogaleidae.